Dictyostelium discoideum AX4 is the source of this 201-nucleotide messenger RNA. RefSeq lists its product as hypothetical. Lineage: Eukaryota; Evosea; Eumycetozoa; Dictyosteliales; Dictyosteliaceae. The coding region runs from base 1 to 201 and encodes 66 amino acids. The record is from RefSeq and is a predicted model, not a curated record. The transcript has 5 exons.
AUGAAAACACCAACCUUAUAUCUAAUGAUUUUUUUUUUGUUUUUUUUUAGUUUAUCAAGUUUAUCUAAAACCGGUAAUGGUAAUAACAAACUAGGAGGAGUAGGAUAUACAUUUUUACAAAAACCACAAAAUGUUUCAUCACCUACAGCAAGACCCUCAACUCCUCAACCAGGUGCAGGGAAAGGUAUAUUUUUAGCAUAA